Molecule: messenger RNA, 9265 nt
Organism: Poecile atricapillus (Black-capped chickadee)
Lineage: Eukaryota; Metazoa; Chordata; Aves; Passeriformes; Paridae
Gene: SCNN1D
Product: sodium channel epithelial 1 subunit delta
Exons: 10
Coding region: 6868-9264 (798 amino acids)
Biological process (GO): sodium ion transmembrane transport
Cellular component (GO): membrane
Molecular function (GO): ligand-gated sodium channel activity
Source: RefSeq, a predicted model, not a curated record
CGCUGAGGGGAGGCAUUGCCGGGCCGGCGGGAACGCUGAGGGGAGGCAUUGCCGGGCCGGCGGGAACGCUGAGGGGAGGCAUUGCCGGGCCGGCGGGAACACUGAGGGGAGCCCGGGCCGCGCUGGCGGCGCGCGCCUUUCGCGACAGAAGGCGAUAAAAAUCCGGGAUGGCGGCACAUCCCGAGCGGGAAGGGAGCGCAGGAUGGUCCGGUCCUGGCCAGGAUACGCCAACCGUGAGAAAUAGGGGUCGCUAUUUAAAAAGACUUGAACAACGUUUAAUAAGGGCUAAAAGGGACAAUAUCCAGCGCUGGGGUGCUUGGCAGUUUGGCAAAAGCACGCCGUUAGCUUAAAAUUAUAUUUUAAAUAUAUUUUUACAAUACAGGGUAAUUUUUAAUAAUUUUUAAUAUUCUUAUUAAUUUAAGUAGUUAUUAUUUUUGUAUAUUUUCUACAGUAGUAUAUUUCUUUGUACAGUAAAAAGGUACAUUUUUACACUUAGGGUUAAAUGCAUAUUUAUGAGAGUUAUACAUACUCUCAUACUCUCAUAUCCUUGUGAGCAGACAUGUUCUAGGAACGUUUUUGCCUGGUUUUAACCUUUGACUUGUCUGCAUGCCAUCCUGUAAAUUAAAUCAAUUUAUUUAUUUCUUUUCUAGGCUCUAUUCUGUUGUUCUGACAUUCCUGAUAACCGGAGAGUCAGUAAAAAAUUUUUCUCUUGGUAUCCUGAUUCUUGUCACUGUUAUCACAGAUGAAACAUAGCUGUUUCACACUCAUUAUCUCAUUAAUGAGUUAAUUAAAUAGCCCACUAAUUAUCUGAGUUAGUUGCACAAAUAAAAGCAUUUUAACAUUACAUAAUUUUAAUAGUAUGCUAAGAAUGUUAUAGAUUAUGGAUUAGAUAAAAGAUUAUUCUGUUUAGUACACCACUUUACACGGUGCAUACAUAAACUGACAGAUUAUACUAUACCAAAAAGCACUUAAAAGGAAUUACAGAUUUCACCACAUCAACAUCUCUGUGGUCAAUAAUAACUCACAAAAGCCAAUGCGUAAAUUUCAAAGCCGAUACAAUAUUAUAAUUUCUAACACCAGCAAUCCCAGCCUGGGCACAGGAGCCGUGUCCCAACAUUCCGGAGCUUUGGCUGGGACAGAUCCCGAGGGGGAAGGGACCCACAAACACCAGCAGAGUCCAGCUCAGCGCUGGAUUUCUCAGAGAUCAUGGUGUUGUCUUGUUUUCCUUUCCUGGGUGGUUUUCUGCUGUAAAUGUGAAUAUUUUCUUCAGGUUCCCAUAGAACAGAAGAUGGAAGGAGGCUGUGGAUGGAGUGACAGGAGAUGGCAUGAAGAUUUAGGUGGAUAUUGGGAAGAAAUCCUUCCCUGCGAGGAUGGUGAGGCCCUGGUGCAGAUUUCCAAAACAAUAACCCGAGAGAGAUCCCUGAGCAAAAGAGCACAGAGGUUUCGAGUGAUUGCAUCCUGCCUUCCUGAAUUCCCUGCCAGUUCCAGGUGCAUGGGGGAUGCAUCUUCCACGUCUGAACUGGCAAUGGCAUUUCCCAUCUAAAAUAAUCCCAUUUCCUUGAAUUUUUGUUAGGAAUUUUUCAGGAAAUGCUUCUGAGUCAGUGCUGUUUUAAUCUUUGCCCAAAAUGCAAUUUACAAGUGUUUUCUUUCCCUUAUUUUUGGCUUUUUGUCCUCCCAAGGGGAGGAAAACUGGGGAAAAAUGCCAGGCAUAAUGGAGAAAACCAGGGAAUCUGCCCAGAUCUUCCCAGAAAAUCAUUCUUCAUGGAAUCAGUUGGAAUUCCACAUCGAGUUUUUGUGGCAAAACAUUCUGAAUUGUUUAAAACAGAACAAUAAUUAGAAUAUAAGAAGAGUAAUGAGACAAGUUCAUAUUCCCAUCAUUCCUGCUGGGAUUUCCUUCCUUUCCUCCUGGAUGAGUGGCAGAGCACUCAAAUUAAUGGGUUAAAUUCAGCAAUUAACAAGCAUUGUGGAAUCCCUGAUAAUUUUGCUGGAGUCUGAGCGUUUUUCCUUGGGAUUCCUCUCCUGGGUGAGGUCAGGUGUGACCAUGUUGAUGAUGGACAGGGAGGGAGGAAAUUCCAGACUCAGGAAUUGGAAAACUCCAUCCUCUUCCUGAUUUAUCCCAAAGAUCCAGCUCCCAUCCUGCUUUUCCCAAAAAUAAUUGGGAUAAUUGGAGACAGCAGUGGGUGACAUCACCUGCUGGCAAAGCCACCUGCUGGGACAUUCCAGCACUUUCCCUGCUCUCACCACCCUCUCCAGUGGGAUUUGAUUUUUCAAACCCCACUCCCUGGGAAUAAAUCAUUAAUUUAUUGCUCUGCAGGACUGUUGAUCGUCAUUAAUUUAUUUCCCCUUCCAAAGCCAUCCCAAUGCUCGGGGUUCCUUUAUUCCCAAACUUCCUUUAAAGCCAAGGAACCUCUGCCUGGAUCUUCCCAGAAAAUCAUUUUUUGUGGAAUCAGUUGGGAUUCUGUAGUGAGUUUUUUGUGGCAAAAUGUUCUGAAUUGUUUAAAACGGAAUAGUAGUAAUAAUAAUAAUAGACUAUAAGAAGAAUUUAGAAGAUCCAUGCUGAGCUGAUAAAGAGGAAGACCGGGAAAAAAAAUGCUGGGAUAAUGGUGAAGACCAGGAAAAAAUGCCAAGGUAAUGAGGAAAAUCAGGAGAAAGUGCCAGGGAUCAUGAGGAAGAUCAGGAAAAAAUGCCAGAGAUAAGGGAGAAAAUCAGGAAAAAAAUGCCAGGGAUGAUGAAGAAAGCCUGGAAAAAAUGUCAGGGAUAGUGGAGAAAACCCAUGGAUAAUGGAGGAAAAAACACCAGGGAUAAUGAGGAAAACCAGGAAAAAAUACCAGGGGUAAUGAAGAGAAUCAGGAAAAUGGAGGACAAUGGAGAAACCCAGGAUAUUUUUACUGUUCAAUAUUCAUACAGAAAGCACUGGGGGUUUGAGUGAGUCCUUGUGUGAGGAGUGAAUCCACCUCUCCAAAAAACUCAGAAUUUCAGGAAAAACAGCAGGAAAAGGCUUCAGACCUUCCCUUCCUGGAGGCAAAUCAAAUGGAUCACACGGGAAAUUCAAGUUACAAGUUUUGCUGAUCUCCAGAUCUGUGACAGAGCAGCCCGGGAGUGAAAAUAAUCUCCAGAUCUGAUGUGCUGGAGUGAGAGGAAAGUCCUCAGCAUUGAGCAACGGGCAUGCAAGGAGCUCCUGGAAAAGCUGGAAGCCAGAAUAUUUGGGAUUUGAUACCCCUUAAAAGGCUCAGAAUAAUCCAGCAGCAGGCAGGGCCUCUCCAAUUUCCAGCUGAGAUCGAGGAAUAUUCCAUAAAAACCCCCAAUUUUUAACGAGGGUGGAAUGACUCCAAGCUGUGCUGCUGCAAUUACGGAGUGCUGACGAAGCCAUCCCAGGGCAGGUGACCUCAGCGGUGCUCUGGACAAACACCAAUUAACAAUUUAAUUAACAAUCAACCCCGUGUCAUCGGGGCUGCCUCGCAGGUGAAGCAAAAAGAUUUGUCCAGGGUUAGAAGAGAAAAGUUUCAAGAGUUUGCAGCUUCCCAGGUGGGUUUUUAGGGAAGUGGAGUUGGGAAUUUUGGGAUUUAUCGCCGUCAGUUUUGUGCUUCUGGUGGGUGGGGAAAUUAAAUUUUUUCUUCUGAGUUUGUUGUUUGUUUUGUCUGGGAGAUUUUGGGUCUUUUUUUUUUUCCUUUAAAUGUGCUGGGAAACGGUCCAGAUCCUCUUGGCCAACAGGAUGGGAAUGGGGACAAAUAUUGGGAAGGAUUUGUAGAGUUCUGCCUUUGAGUGAGAAAACACAGAAUCGCCCACUGCUUUGGCUCAAAGGCACCUUAAAGCCCAUCCAGCUCCAACCCCAGCACCUUCCCGUAUCCCAGGCCGCUCCACCCUGGCCUUGGACACUUCCAGGGAUGAGAUUUUUUGGGAAUUCUCUGCCAGGGCCUUCCAGGCAAGAAUUCCAUCCCGAUAUCCCAUCUCUGAAGCCAUUGCCUUUGUCCUGGCACUCCCAAUUCCUGAUGAAGCAUCCCUGAGGUCACAAACCCUUCCCGAUCCAUCUCUUUUGGGCUUUGUUUGGGGAUUUCUGCUGGCGCUGAUCGGACAGGUCCGACCAGGAAUAUUUGUGCUGUUCCUGUGCCCUCCUCACUCUGGGUUACUCAUGGAGGAAAUGGGGCCUGGAAGUCACGUGGCAGCAUUUUUACUCUUUGACUGAUGAGUAAAGAUUGUUUUGGGGCACAGAAAAAAAAAUUUAAAAGCAGGGGUUUAACAGCAAAAUUUAAGGGUUACAGGUUAAAUCCGGUGCUUAAUGUAUGGAAAUAAUAUUAAUAAACACCCCAGAGCAAACAGAGCCUGAGCACAGGGCGGGAUUUGGGCUCUCCCAAAUCAUUCCUGCAGGUUUGAAUGAAUCCAGAAUAUUUCACCUCAGCCAUUGCAUUGGCCUGGUGUUUUGGGAUUGCCUUCAGCAGCAUUUAAAGGCUUCCAAACGAUCUCUUUUUUCCAAGCCCCAAUGCUUCCCCUGUAUCCAGACUAUUCCCUGCAUCCAGAGGAAGAUUCCUGAGUUCUUUAAAGCUUGCACAGGUCUUCGUUUGCAGUUCCCAACUCCUCCACGGACAGAGCUGCUGUGGGAGGAGGUGGGGAAACCCUCCAGAUGGAAAACAUGGAAUUGCAGCUGGAUUUAUCCCAACAAAAAGCCCCCGUCGGGUUGGGAGAGGAACGCCAGCUGACACAGGCAUUACGUAAUCACCAGUUUUAAUUAGGAUUUGCUAAUGACUGUUUUGCCCUUGCGCAGUCGGUUCCCGGUUUCUUCAUCCCCUCCUUCCCUCAGUGCCACACUGGAGCACCUCUUCCUCUUGUUGACAUCUGCUCCAGUUCCCAGCUGAAGUUCCUGGAUCGAUUAACCCCUGGGAAUUGCUGCCAAGCCUUGGGAAACAGUUCUGGGGACCGUUCCAGGAGCCGGGAGUGCUUCCCCCCUCUUUUUCCAGGAGUUGGAGCCGCUGCUUGGGGAAUUUUUUCUUCAUCCAGGAUAGAGCGAUGGUGCCUGGCAUUCCAGGACCUUGCAUGUCCGCGGAGCAAGAAGGUUUUGGUGUUCUCCAACCCCUGCCAGCCCUGAUUGCCUCGGAAUUCUGACAGAUCCCGCUAGAUCUGAUCGGAGGUUGGAGCUGGAUUAGGAUAAAAACCCAUCCAGCAGCCAGGAUCUCACCCUGUGAAUAUUUGGGAUUUGAGGGGGUGAAAGAUCUGGAGUGGGGACACGGUGCUGACGAAGAGCCGUGAGUAAAGAAACAAGAAGAGGAAGAGAAUAAAAAAAACCCAAAAAACCAGGAAUUGUUAUUCCAGAGGGAUGCCAGGAGCAGCUGCAGCCACCUUCCUCAGCCAGGUGAGUGAGUGGAAAGGAAUGCUUGCUCAUCCUGGGAACCAGCAGGAUUUUGGUGCUGAGGCUGGAUUUUAACCUUCUGCAGCCAGGGCAGGGCUGACGUGGAGCCUGUUCAUUCCAGAGGGGUAAUUAAGGAAUACUUCCAUGGCUGGUGAUUAGCAGAUUAUUCAUGUGCUCAUUGCCGGGCUCAGGAGGAUUUGCUAGGGAGCUUCAUUUUGGAAAACUGGGGAUAAAAGUGUGCCACGGAACCCGGCACGGGUUAAGAGGUGUUCACCUCCACCUGGAGCAGGUUUGGCAGCAUUGGGACAUCGGGGCCACCCCAGUUCUGCAGGCACAGAUCCCUGGGAGGAAUUCCAGAGAAAUCCCCCAGGCAGGGCUCAAAGUAUCACGCUAAAAGCAAUUCAGGGAUUCCCAGAGGGAAUUUUGGUGUGCAGAGCUCCACUGACAUUCCAGGAGAGGAGGAAAACAUCCAGAAAAUGCAGGAAUUCAGCAGCACUUUUAGGCAGGAUCACAGGGAGGCCCUGAAGAAACAUCUGGAAGCUCUCCAGGGCAGGCACUGAACAACUGAAUUCUGAACAAUUCCUGAACAAACUGGAUUUCUGCUUCCCGAGGUUUGGGAGAGCAAGGACUGGGAAAAGCAGAGGAGGCAGAGAGGGAACACUGGGAGGUUCCUGGAGUUGCCCACAGGAGUUUGGAGUGGGAGUUUGGAUGGACUGGCUGAGCCAGUGGCCAUGAAGAAAGCAGGGAGAGGGAGAACUCAUUCUCCCUGAAUCAGAACUCAUUCCCGAGAGGAAAACCGGGCUGAUGUGUGAGGAGAGAAAAUGUGGGAAGAGGGUUUGGCAGAGGCAUUCCAGGGGAAGAAACUCCAUUUUAGGAAGGGGCGAUGUGAGUAAAGCCAGCUCUGCUAAACUCGAGAUUAAGGCGGCUGUAAAGCCUCCCCAGGGCAGGAUUUCUCCUCCUCCACAUCCCCGCCUCUGCUGGAGCAAGGGCAUGCCCAGGGCUGGCUUUCUGCAUUCCCAAUCCAAAGGAAAAAGUGGGAAUAUCUGGAAAACACAGCAAUGGAAAGUCAGGAAACAGCAAAGGAUAAUUUGAGACAAACGCAGUCAAGGGAGAAAGUUCAUCCCAAGGAGAGCUGGUCACUGGACAGCAAAUUCCAGCAGAGCCUCAGUGUGGGGAGGCCCAGGGAAAGCUGGAAUUGGAAUUUUUCUGGAGUCCCUUAAGGAAAAUCUGCAGGAAUGAGAGGCUGGAAUGAACUCAGGUGGGAUUUUCACACCCCUGUCCUGCCAGACCCUCCUCUAUUGUUCUUCUGGGAAUUUUCAAUUGGGCAAAGUAUUUUAAUCUUUGAGUUCUAGAGGAUGAGCUGAGCCUCUCCUUUCACUCAAACCUCUCCAAAACAUUUUUCAGGUGUAAGGAAAUAUUCAAGAACAAAAAAAAACACUGUUUGACAGAAGAUUUCUGUGAUUUCAUGAGUCCAUCCCACCAGGAAUGUGAAUUCACUGAGUCACUUUUAGGGGGACACUUAGAGGAUGGAGCCGCCACGAGGAGAAGCGCGGCAGGAAGGGCUGAUUGAGUUCUACGGCUCCUUCAGGGAGAUGUUCGAGUUCUUCUGCAAGAACACCACGAUCCACGGCACCAUCCGCCUGGUGUGCUCCAGCAGCAACCGCAUGAAGACGGCGUUCUGGACGCUGCUGCUGCUGGCCAGCUUCGGGAUGCUCUACUGGCAGUUCGGCCUCAUGUUCCGCCAGUUCUGGGCCUACCCCGUGGUGCUCACCAUGUCCAUGCACUCCGAGCCCAAAAUGUUCCCGGCCGUCACCGUCUGCAACCUGCAUCCCUACAGGUUUGAGCUGGUCAGCGAGCACCUGGAGCAGCUGGACCAGAUGGCAGCAGAAUCCAUCACCUUUUUGUACGGCAUCAACGCCUCGGCCUGGCUAUUCCGUGUCAACGCCAGCAAAAUCCAUGGGAACAACAGGAAAAUCCACGGGAACAACGAGAAAACCCGCAACAAAGAUGGAAAAAUCCAUGAGAACGACAGGAAAAUCCAUGAGAACGACAGGAAAAUCCGCAUCAAAGACAGGAAAAUCCGCGUCAAUGCUAGGAAAAUCCGCAGGAGCGACAGGAAAAUCCAGGAGAGCGACAGAAAAAUCCAGGAGAGCGACAGGAAAAUCCAGGACAGUGACAGGAAAAUCCAGGAGAGUGACAGGAAAAUCCAUGCCCAGACCUUGGCCAAGCUCAACAGCUCCGGCUUCAAACUCAGCCACAACUUCUCCCUGCUGAGGGUGUCUGACCUCAGGGCAGGCAGGAAACAUUCCAGCGUGGGAUUCCGGCUGUGCAAUUCCACAGGUGGGAAUUGUUUCUACAAGACCUUUUCCUCGGGCAUGGAUGCCAUCCUGGAGUGGUACAGGUUCCACUACAUGAACAUCAUGUCCCAGCUGCCUGCCAUCAUCAACAUUUCCCAGCACGAGGAGCCCAUCGAGGACGUGGUUUACUCCUGCCAGUACAACGGGGAGCCCUGCAGGCCCAGUGAUUACGAUCACUUCCACCACCCAGUUUUUGGGAGCUGCUACACUUUGAACAGCAAGGGGACAGAUCCCUUCUGGACAGCCACCAAACCAGGAAUUCCUUAUGGGCUGUCCCUCAUCCUGCGGGCCGAGCAGAAGGAGCACAUCCCACUGCUCUCCACAGCCGCCGGCGUCAAGGUGAUGAUCCACAGCCACAACCAGACCCCGUUCCUGGAGCACGAGGGCUUCCACAUCCGCCCGGGCAUCGCCACCACCAUCGGCAUCCAGCAGGACGAGGUGAAUCGCCUGGGUGGCAAUUACGGCAAGUGCACCACCAACGGCGCCGGCGUGGCCGUGGAGCUGCUCUACAACAGCUCCUACACCCUGCAGGCCUGCCUGCACUCCUGCUUCCAGCGCUGGAUGCUCCGCGAGUGCGGCUGCGGCUAUUCCCGGUACCCGCUGCCCGCCGGGAGAGCGCGGCACUGCGACUACGGCGCGCACCCGGCCUGGGGGCACUGCUUCUACCAACUGUACCGCCGGCUCCGGAGCCACCGCCUGGAUUGCUUCCAGCAGUGCCCCAAGCCCUGCAGGGAAUCCCUGUACAAGGUCUCAGCUGGCACAGCCAAGUGGCCCUCGGCAAAAUCCCAGGUACCGCACAAAACCCCGGAAUCCACCCCAAAGCAAAGCUGGGAAUGCUCCUGGGCUGAGCUCCAAGGAUACAAUCCCAGGAUCUUUGGGAAAGCCUUGGAAAGGAUCGAGUUUUCCUUAAAAAGCCUCUUUGUUCUCUUAAACCUCAUCUCUUUCACUCUGCCAUGGCUCGGGACAAUUCCCAGCGCCCAGGUUGCUCCCGGAGCUUCAAUCCUGUUCCAGUUCCCUGUUCCCACCCAAAAUUCCUUAAAAAUUCCCUCAGCGCCUCAAUUCCCAGCUCCAAACUGGAACUCAAUCCCAUCCCAGUUCCUUCAAUCCCAUUCCAAUUCCUUCAAUCCCAUCCCAGUUCCUUCAAUCCCAUCCCAGUUCCUUCAAUCCCAUUCCAAUUCCUUCAAUCCCAUCCCAGUUCCUUCAAUCCCAUCCCAGUUCCUUCAAUCCCAUCCCAGUUCCUUCAAUCCCAUCCCAGUUCCUUCAAUCCCAUUCCAAUUCCUUCAAUCCCAUUCCAAUUCCUUCAAUCCCAUUCAAUUUCCUUCAAUCCCAUUCCAAUUCCUUCAAUCCCAUUCCAGUUCUUUCAAUCCCAUUCCAGUUCCUUCAAUCCCAUUUCAGCUCCUUCAAUCCCGUUCCAGUUCCCUGUUCCCACCCACAAUUCCCUAUAAAUCCCCUCAGUGCCUCAAUUCCCAGCUCCAAACUGGAAUUCAAUCCUGUUCCAAUAUUCCGAACAUUCCAAUAAGGAAUAUUCCAAUAAGGAAUAUUACAAUAGAAACAUUCCAACAAUGAA